GGGAGGGUAAACAGGCUAGAGCGACAGUGUGGAAUAACCCAAGUGAUGACAUUCUGGGUGUCGUCGCCCGCAGUAAACGCAUGGCAGGCACGUGGGAAAAGUUGCUCAGAGGGGAGGUUUAUCAAUACCAUGCGAAGCUCAUCAUGAAGGAUGCCUUCACGGGAGGUGCUUUUGUCUGGCAUCAGGAUUAUGGUUACUGGUAUAACUAUGGGUGCAUAUUUCCUAAUAUGGGGACAACUUGGAUUGCUAUCGAUAGAGCUGACAAAAAUAACGGAUGUCUGAAGAUCAUCCCAGGUUCUCACAAGAUAGGGCGUAUAGAUCACAUUAGAGUCGGAAAACAAGUUGGCGCAGACAUUGCCCGUGUGGAAGAGAUCUCCAAAGUUUGUCCUGUCAUCCAACCAGAGUUGGACCCUGGAGAUGCCAUGUUCUUCCACUGUAACAUCCUACAUAGGAGUGACCAGAAUAACAGUGCAGACAGACGCUGGGGCUAUCUUUGCUGCUACAACAGAGCUGACAAUAGUCCAUAUAAAGGGGACUCUCCCCACCCUGCAUACUCUAAACUAGACCAGCUACCCAACUCAUCUAUUCGAGAUUGUGAUAUCACAAAAGUAGCAGCUACAAGAGACUAUUAUAAACCGUCCAAAAACUAUGCCUUUUAUCAAGUGCCAGCAAAAAUAAAUUGACGUUUAUAUACAGUAAUUUAAAAACAUAACAUGUUACAUAACAUUUAAUCAUAUACAAUUUGACGCAAAGCGUAUAUUGUAGUUCAAGGAUCAAAAGUCAAUAUUUGUAAAUGCAA
This is a messenger RNA of Owenia fusiformis, 799 nucleotides long. NCBI's taxonomy places the organism in Eukaryota, Metazoa, Annelida, Polychaeta, Sabellida, Oweniidae. The record is from the annotation of a GenBank genome assembly.